Molecule: messenger RNA, 1862 nt
Organism: Cryptomeria japonica (Japanese cedar)
Lineage: Eukaryota; Viridiplantae; Streptophyta; Pinopsida; Cupressales; Cupressaceae
Product: vacuolar protein-sorting-associated protein 37 homolog 2
Exons: 8
Coding region: 618-1346 (242 amino acids)
Biological process (GO): ubiquitin-dependent protein catabolic process via the multivesicular body sorting pathway; protein targeting to vacuole; protein targeting to membrane
Cellular component (GO): ESCRT I complex
Source: RefSeq, a predicted model, not a curated record
AACCGGUUUCACUAGAAAACAACAUCCGAUCGUUUGGGAAUCCAUUUUAAAAGUAGAGAGAGAGGACAAGGACCAUAAUCCAAGAACUCUCAAUUAACAAUGUCUCAUCACCCAUCCUUCUCAGAAAAAACUCCCUAAUAUUCCUUGAUCAAAACUUCAAUCGAAUUCUUAGGAAUAUAUGCUUCUUGGCGGAAUUACAAGCAAAACAAAUAAUAGUUUAAGAAACAAUCGGAACAAGAAAUUAUAUGAUUUUCUAUCCUAGAGACAGAUUGUCCUUGUCAGAGAACCCUCAAAAGGCCAAACGAGUUGUCAUAGUAUCGAAUCGGGGUUUUCUUAGCAAAAGAGUGAAGAAAAAUUCAAUGUGGGUCUGUACCAAGCGAUCAUUUUGACAGAAAGAAAAGUGGCUGAAACAGAUGUAUCAGAAAUCUUUAGAUUUAACAUGGAAUUGUUUCGAACGAUGUGAGAUUGUGUCGUAACUAGCGAAAUUCAAUAUGGGUUUGUCAAAGAACAAGCAAAUUCUACGUGGCAUACACCAUAAAGUACCAGUAAAAUGUAAUUCCACUUAGUUAAGGAAGAAAUCUAAGCUUGCUCUACAGAAUCAGAAGUCCUUGGCCAAGAUGCACAGACCUAUUCUCAGAGGUGGACAACAGCAGGCUCAGCCCAUGCCUUUUGCAGCACCAACAUGGUAUCAGCCGCCAACAGUGACUCCUUCAAUCAAUUCAACAUAUCCUUUAGCUUCAUCAGGAAUGGGUCCACCAUCAGACUUAAGUAUGAGUUCGAGAUUGACUUCAGUUGCAAAUCAGAUUUCCAAUUCUAGGCCGUUUUCUCCUGCUCCAAAUGCUCAAUUUUCUGAUAUGCUUCCUGCUCUGCAAGAGAAAAGCCUGGAUGAACUUAAUCAGCUUUUGAUGGACAAGAAAGCAUACAAUUUGUUUCUGCAUUCUUUGGAACCUGUGAGACAUCUUGAUUCAUUGCGUGGAGAACUUAUGAAAGGGCAUGCAGACCUGGCGAGAAAUAACCUUGCCAAGGAUUCACAGAUUGCAGAGCUCCGGAAUCAGUGUACUAUUAUAAGAACAACAGAGCUUGCAGCAGCUAGAGAGAGGUUUGAGGAGGUUCAGAAACAGGAGAAAGAGAUAACUGCAACUUGUUCUUCAUCAGCGCUUCUUGAUAGACUUCAAGAAGCUGCCACAAAAGUGGAUGAUGAAUCAGAAGUUUUGCAUGAAAAGCUUUUAUCUGGGGAUAUUGAUCUCACUGAGUUCAUUCAGAAAUACAAAAAGCAGAGGAUAUUGUAUCAUAGAAGGAUGCUGAUUCAUCUUGCAGCCAAAACAUCUUUGGGAACCCCAGGGUAGAAUGUUUCCAUUCAUACCUCAAUAUUUAAAAAAAAAAAACUCAAAAUAUAAAAAACUUAAGGAGUAAUACUCUUAUGCAAUUAAUGUUUUCAUGAUUUCAGAGCAGCUCGAUCUGGUUCUGGAACAAUUUUUUUGUCAAGUUAAAUUGGUGGAAUUAAAUUUGAUAUUACAAUGCUCAAUAGAAAUGGGUUUAUUGACCUUGUAUUAGUGAUGACUGAUAAUCAUAGCUGGUGAAAUAUGUUUCCCCUUGAUUUCAGAAUUGAGAUUGUCAUGGCUCUGACAUCUCUGUCCUUUACUUUGGAGGAAAUUCAAACUACAAGUGCAAAUUUUCUAUAUCUUUGUAAUAAUAUUUGGUAUUAUCAGCUACUAUGCUCAAUUUCUUUUGAUUAAUUCUCUCGUGUCAAGCUUAUGAAGCAAUGUUGCUUAAUCCUUGAGGAUGUCCAAGAUCCUUUGGAAAUGUAAUUAUUCUAACUCUUCUGUCAAUAUUAGUGCGUGGUAUUGCUAGUUUUAUAAACA